Molecule: messenger RNA, 7555 nt
Organism: Physella acuta
Lineage: Eukaryota; Metazoa; Mollusca; Gastropoda; Physidae
Product: guanine nucleotide-binding protein G(s) subunit alpha
Biological process (GO): adenylate cyclase-activating dopamine receptor signaling pathway; sensory perception of chemical stimulus
Cellular component (GO): cytoplasm; heterotrimeric G-protein complex
Molecular function (GO): GTPase activity; G protein-coupled receptor binding; GTP binding
Source: RefSeq, a predicted model, not a curated record
UCCGAAGAUGUAUUCUAAUAUCAGGAUAAAAAUGUAUUGAACAAUUUAGAUUUCAUUCGUCACCAUUUUUAGUGUGUGACGUCACAGUUUCUUGCCCUGGAAUAUUAUUGUGCGAAUUUCCCGGCAUGCCCCGAUAACCCCACCCAGCGUCAGAUUUGUGUGUGCUAGCACUGUGUCUAAUGUCGGCACCAACACCGAAUCCGACUUCAUGUUUUGUCGUGUGAAUUUAUCGAAAGGGCAGCCUUUCUGCGCCCUAUAGCCCUUACUAGGGGCUGGAGUCGGCAGAAAGAUUUGCUUAUUAUUCGUUUUGAUGUUGGAUAUAUCGUUUGUGGUUGAAUUUUUGCUUCAAACUGGCAAAAUUAGCGACGGUUGUUGACAGCAUGGGGUGCUUUCGACAGACCAGAGACGAUGAAGAUGACAAACUAAGAAAAGAAGCCAACAAGAAAAUUGAAAAACAACUAGCUAAAGAUAAAUUGACAUACAGGGGAACUCAUAGGUUGUUAUUGUUAGGUGCCGGAGAAUCAGGGAAAUCUACAAUUGUAAAACAGAUGCGAAUUUUGCAUGUCGAUGGAUUUGGUCCCGAAGAAAGAAAACAAAAAAUAGAAGACAUUAAACGAAAUGUGAGAGAUGCCAUUUUGACAAUAACAGGUGCAAUGCCCUCAUUGAACCCUCCUGUACAAUUGGAGCAUCCUCAGAAUAAAGCAAAAGUGGAUUACAUUCAGGAUAAAGCCAGUGGUCCUGAAUAUGAUUACCCAACGAUAUUCUAUGAAUAUACUGAAAUAUUAUGGAAGGAUAAAGGAGUACAACAAGCUUUUGAAAGAUCCAAUGAAUACCAACUGAUUGAUUGUGCACAGUAUUUUUUAGACAGAGUUCACAUCAUCAGACAACCAGAGUAUACACCAUCAGAGCAAGAUAUACUCAGGUGUCGUGUGUUAACAUCAGGGAUAUUUGAAACUAAAUUCAGUGUUGAUAAAGUCAAUUUUCACAUGUUUGAUGUAGGAGGACAGAGAGAUGAAAGACGCAAAUGGAUCCAAUGUUUCAAUGAUGUGACUGCUAUCAUUUUUGUCACAGCCUGCAGUGGCUACAACAUGGUUUUACGAGAAGACGCUACUCAAAAUCGGCUGCGAGAAUCCUUAGAUCUUUUUAAAAGUAUUUGGAACAAUAGGUGGCUGAGAACAAUAUCAGUGAUUUUGUUCUUAAACAAACAAGAUCUUUUAGCAGAAAAAGUUAAAGCUGGCAAAUCAAAGAUAGAAGAUUAUUUUCCUGAAUAUACCAGAUAUCAGGUGCCACCUGAUGCUGCUACAGAACCUGGGGAUGAUCCAGAGGUAGUAAGAGCAAAGUACUUUAUUAGGGAUGAGUUUUUGAGAAUUAGCACAGCAAGUGGUGAUGGGCGGCAUUAUUGCUACCCUCAUUUUACAUGUGCGGUUGACACAGAAAAUAUCCGUCGAGUGUUUGACGACUGUAGAGAUAUCAUCCAGCGAAUGCACCUACGACAAUAUGAGCUUCUGUGAUUUUUUGCCAGCUCAAUGGCUGAACUACUAUUUUGUGAUGCAUCUCUGCUUUUUGUUGGCCGUAUGUGUGGUCCUGUAUGUGUGAUUUCUUGGAUUGUACGCCGCCGUCUUGGAGGAUGGAAGCAGAAGGGCUGGCUGUGAAAGAAGCUCGGCGCUUCCUGUGACUCUCUUCCGUCCCUCUCCUUUGCCUUGCCAAACAGCUGGAAACCUCAUGUAGUAUAUUAAGAUUAAGAAGCAGCUCUGGGGUCUUUCAUGGCUACCAGUGUUAAUGGCAAGGCUGAGGGCUAAUUCUAUUAACUGACAAUAUUGCCACUGCAAUAGCGGUGAGGCAUUGCGAAACAUGAUGUGAUAUAUGUGAUAGUAUGGCAGUAAUGAGCUGUCAAGAACUGUGCUAUCAAAGAAGGCACAAAAAUCAACAUACAACAAUCCCUAUCAGAGCUAGUGCUCUCUUCACAUUGAGACAGGAGGUGCGAGAGUACAAGGCAACGUUUUGUGCAGCUUUCAGUUAAUGUUAUCUUGUUCAUUGUGGGGAUCUGAAAAAGUGUCUGGUUUAUGGAUGGUUAGGUCAAUGCUCAAUCUACUUAGAACUAAAGAUUUGAAAGACAGCCAGCCAAUAGGACCUUUUUGUUUAAGUUUUCAUUGUCUGUGAAUUUGUGGACAGUAUAGCCUAACACAAAAGUUAAUUCUUUAAAUGCAUCCACAUUUUAAAAAAUCUUUGAAAAUUAUGUACAUAAUAAUGUAUUUGGUCAUCAAAAUAAUUAUCUAUUUAGAGAAUUUUUUUAAUGCAUGCUAAAACACCAGCCAGCACAAUCAAAUGACAGUUACUCCUCACUCAUCUCAUUUCUAAUACCCUUUUGUAUUAUCCUUGGGCUUGAUUCAGCAUGAGCAAUAAUAAAGACUACAAGUUGAGUAUCUAUAAGCCAGCUUAUAACUUACAUAUUACUCAGUAGUCCCUACCACAAAUAUAUAUUCAUAAAUAAUUUUCCUGAAAUUUUAACAAUCUAAAAAAAAAAGUUAUCUUUAAACUUUUCAGAUAUUGAUCUACUUACCACAUCCACAUUGCAUACCUUUUAAAAAACCUAUUAUAAUAUAUUAAAACUAAUUUUGCAAGGAAAACUUUCAAAAAGAGCUUCCAUUAAGCUUGGCUUGUGUAUUUAUUCUUAUUAGAGUAUUUUCCCCCACUUAAUAUCUUAAAAUAAUUGCCUAUUACCAAGUUGAGACUUUCAGAAUCUGACCUAAAUAAAAUAGUUGCAAAGACCUCAGUAGUAAAUAAAUAAUUGAGAGGGUUUCAUGCAGAAAGUAAAAUUAUGGUGGGAUUUGUUUUCUAUUUCUUCAUGCCUACAUUUCCACAAGGAAUUUUUGGGCUAAAUUACCAAAUGACCAGUGUAGGUAUUCUUGUAGUUUCUGUAAAAUAUUUGCUCUUGUUGUUUCCAGUUUAUUGUUUGUUUUCUCUUGGUUUUGUUUUUGGUUUAAAUUAGUAUUGAUUCUUUUGGAAUCUUAAAAAAGACAAAUGUAAUAUAUAUAUUAAAAAUAUAUAUAUAUACAGUUGAUGCAUGUUAGGUGAUUGUCUGGGCUUUACAGAAUUAAUGAUAAUUUGUCAAUGUGGUGUGACUGCUGUUCAAAUAUUUAGCCAGUGGAGAGUUCACAGCACUUGUGAUUUUGUUUUAAACUGUCUGUUCCAAGAAUAGGAUCUUUUUUAAAAUUCUGUUUGAUGGUUUCAUUGUUUGCAUCAUAUAAAUAAUGACGAAUGCCUGCCAAAUAGCUGGUAUGUGUGUAUCAUUUUAAACUGUCAUUUUUCAAAUUAUCAUAAUUUUUUUGUAAACUGGAAAAAAAAUGAUUUAAAAAAAAUUAAAAUAACCAACCUUCCUCUGGACAUUCAGUUUGUCCACAUGAAACUGCUCAGCUGGAUUUUAUCAUAUUAUAUGUUUGCUGUUUGUUUGAUUGUUAUCGUUACAUUGGUUUACGAUUGUUAAAAUUUGGAUUAACUUUAAAUAUUUUAAAUAAAUGCAUUUUUAGAAUUGGAAAAAAAAAUUGCUGGUUUUUAAACAUUGAAGUUAAGAUUUUAUUUAAAGAAUACAUAGAGCAUGAUAUAUUUAUAAAAGUUUAGGUUUGCCCUAUUGUCUCUCAGCAAACAAAGGACAUAUGGUGCAAUCACAUUUUGUUUGCUUUAGUAAAUCGAAAAAGAAUGAUAAAAUGUGAUGUACAUAUUUCUAGAUCUUAAAUUAGUGAACAACAUGGCACCAAUCAAUUUCUUAUAAGAUUUAGAAUGUUUCUUUAGUGCCUGCCUUUGUAUAAGGAACAUUUUGUUUUUGUUUCCUAAAUAUACCAGGAAUAUAAUCAAUUGUAAUGUGUAGCCAGCUAUUUAAUGUGGCCCAUUCUGCAAAUUGUUGAUAUGACUACCAUGUAUACAAAAUUCAAAUAAAGUUUUAUUUUAGGAUUAACAAUACCUAUGUAAGGACCAAUGCAAUGCUAUCUUUCGCACAAGUAAAACUAUGAUCCUUAGAUUUAACAAGAAGUCAUUUAAUUUUCAUUUUGGGGGAAAUACUACCAUUUCAGUUAAACUGAACUUUCCCCAAGUGAAAUUUGUAAACUAUAGAACAAAACUAUUUUUUAAGUUUUAGUCUAAAUAUUCCAGAAAUAGGCCAAAUCUAAUACUUUUCUUUGAAAUUUGUAUUAUAAUUAUUUUUAGCAUAUCAUGUACAGCAGUGACCACAACAGCCAAUAGUAGUGAUAAUGAUGGACUGUCAUGUUUUAAUGUCAGCUAGUUCAUAAAAUAAGGUGUCUACUUUUGACCCUUAGUUGAAUGACCAUGUUACUUUUGUAUUACAGACUGCAUGUACACUACUUGAUACUGUCAGUGCAUAUAGCUAUGCUGAUGUUGUGGAAGUAGAUUAUAUUUUUCUUAAAAUAUUUGUAUGAUUGAAUUAUCUAAGAUUUUUGGAAGAAAUGGUCUAGCAAUUUUUUAAUAGAAUGACUGCAAAGUGUAAAUACUACACUUUAAUGAAUGUUAACAUUUGUAUAGCUAGAUCAUUUUAACAGUGGUUACUUUGAUGAAAAUAAAAUACAAUAGUGGCCUGUUAAUAGUGGAGUAUGUCACCAAUGGUAGUGCUGUUACCUCACAUUCACUGUGAAAAAUGUAUGUAAUAAAACUGUAUUUUUUUUAAAUGAGUGCUUUGCAGAUUUAAAUAUGUUAUAGAAAUUUCCACUAACCGCUGAUUUGUCGUAAUGUUUCAGCAGAGAGAUAGAUGCCUUUGACCAUGUUUAAUUUAAGAACAUUUGUGUUAUGUAAUAUUAAGUUAAGUGUGUACAUUGCUACCACUGGUUUAGUUUGUUUUGUGUAGUUUGAAAUUAUUAGUAUUUUUUAUUACAAUAUAAUCAACAAUUGUACUGAGUUAUUUUCUUUUUAGAUAUGUGACAAGUCUUUGACUGUUAGUGUUAACUUUUAAAACCAUUCUUUAAAUGUUCACUUUUAUAAGAAAAGAAAAAUAAUUGGUGAAAAAGCCAGUUACUUUUUGGUUUUGUUUUAUUUGAUACUUUCUUGAUUUUUCUUUGGUUUUUAAAUUAGGACUUGAUUACAAGUCAGUAGUUAAUUUAUUUAUUUUUUUUUGUUACCUAAUGUCCAUGUUUUAUUUGAAUUUCUAACAAAAUGAAAUUUUUUUUUAAUUUGAACAUUUAACAAAACGUUUCUUUAAAUCAAAUUUUCUGUGAUACUGCCUAGAGGUGUCACAUGUUAAACACCAUGCUGAUAAUCCUGUUCAAAACAGAAAAUCAAUUGUAGCCACUUCAGCUUUCUUACCUUCAUAAGUUUUACAAGUUAGUGGACAUAUGAUUUUAAUUGUUUAAAAUAAGAUACUGCCACUAUCUAAUCAGGCAGUGUGCAUGAAUUUUCAGUUUACGGAACCUCCUAAUUUAUAGAAAAUUCUCUGUUAGCUGAAAACCCAAUAAAACAAAAUACAAAUAGCUAACUAAUUCCAAAAUGUGUACAUUUAAAGGGGAAAGGGGCACUUGGCUAUUUUUUUUUACAGAAUAAUUUAUUGAGAAAUUUUUAUUGAUUAGUAGUUUAAAAAGAGAUUACCAUAACAAUAACAUACUGCUAUUCUUGUAUUUAAAAAAAAAAUUAGUUUCCCGGUGUGUAUGAAAAAACUGGCGCACAAUCAUUACUGUAACAUUUCUGUUUGAGGUUUUCAUUUGGUUGAGUUUUUUUUAUGGUUUUCUUAGCUGCUGUUCAAAGUUCAUUUGUGAUGCCUGUUGUGGCUUGUUGAUUAAACUUAUUGGGUUGUUCUUUACCAUUCUAUUAUAUUUCAUCAGUGUUUCUCAACAGGUUCCAUUAAAUAUAGAAGUUGUUUUUAUACUGAGUACUGUAAUAUGAAAUAAUUAUAUAGAAAUGCUGCCAAUGCUCAUCAGGUCUAAGUUGAGAAAUACUGUCUUCCUUUCUCUGUUUUAAUAGGGGUUACAUUUUUUAAGACUAGACUUUACUAACUUUAAAAGUGCCACACUAGUUUUUAGUAUUAAAAAAAAAAUUGCCAGAUAUUUUAGAGCUUUAAGUUAUUAUCCAGUUUCGGUAAUAGCUUUUUUUUUCUUUUUUUUUUUUGUUAACUUAGUAAUAUGAUAAAAUCAAUAGUAUUUUCAGUAUUGCUAUUUUGCGUUGUGAUUUAGUGAAAAAUUUUAGUACAUGAGAUGAGGUUGUUCUACAAUUGAUUUAUCUUCACUACAAAGCAGUGAUUAUUUUCUAUAUUUUCUUUAGUCUAAAGGUUGUAAUUUUAAAAAAUUUGUUUGUUGUUGUUUUUUUAUUCUUACCAUUGACUUCCAUAGUCUUUUAUAUGUUAUGAGAUGCAUGAAGUUGGCACUUGUAUCAGCUCUAUACAUGAACAUCACCAUUGAAUAUGGGUUGUAAAGAUAUUCUGAUCAAAGUUUUAGUUUUGUUCAAUCAGCAUUCAAUAACUUAAUAAACACAGUAUAUAUUUCUCUUUGUUUGAAAAUUUCAGGAUAAGAAAUGCUAGUUUUAAAAAAUUUAUUACUUGUCUGACAAUGUUAUUUUACACAAACCUUUUUGGAAAUAUCCUUACAAUAUUAUAUGGUUAAAUUAUCUCAACAAAAAUUGUCUUGAAGAAAAAUUAGAUUAAAAUUACAACUUUGUAGAAUUUGCAGGUGAAGAAAACCCAUAGGUAAAAUUCUCUAAUGAUGUAGUAGAAGUAAAUCAAAGCAGAGAAUUAAAAAAAAAUUUUUUUUUUAAAUCUUAUUCUUACAGUGCAAAUUAUUUCCUAUUACUCUUUUGUAUACAUGGUCAAAAGGAUAUUUCCUUAAGUUUAAUAUCAAUAUUGUCUCAAGUGUAACACUCAACUAACCUACAAAUUACUGACAUUUCUAGAAAUAAUUUAUACAAUAUGUACCCACAACUGUGAAUGUAACUUACAUAGAAGUGCUCAUGUAAAAUUGCUUCUUUCCAUGGCCCCUUUCCUCUCCUUUAAUUCCACCCAGAUUUUUUAAAAAUGAUAUAGAUGUUUCACACUUAUACAUUUUAAUAGAAGGUUCUUUAAAAAAAGAAGUAAAAUGUUUUCCCCUUCUGUUUACUAAAUAAUCUUGAUAUGGUUUUUAGAGACUGAAGCCUCACUUAAAAUCAGUUAAUUCAGUAAUUUGCUUUGUUUCAAGCAAGAUGUUUUUCUCAUGCAGUUUCAUUUUUGGUGUCAGAGUGAGAGAAGUGUUUGAUUAUAACAUUAUAUAAGACAUUUGCUUUUAUAAUCAUACAAAAAUAGUGGGUUUUUUUAAUAUUAGCUAGAGUGAUCUAGGCCUAGAAUGCUUGUCAAGUAUUUGGAAAAAAAAUCUUAUAAUUUUGAUAAAAGGUGAUUUUCAUGGCUGUCAAGUUGUCCUGUUUUAUCUCCCUUUUAAUUUAAUAUAUAUACAUAAUAAUAUAUUAAUCUGCAUUAUUAGAAUGUUUUAAAACAACUACCGUUCAUGCUCAUGCAUAAUUCAACCUACAGUAUGUAUUGUAUGUAAUUAACCUUUGUUUGACCUGUGAAUUACGAAUGAAAGAACUAUGUACUGCA